AUGGUGCAGCUGUUAAACAACUCCAACAAUGCCAACCAAAUAUCUGAAAAGCGAUACCAGCAGCAUGAGGAACGUUUCAUGGCGCAAGAAGGGGAAAUGCGGAGCCAGAAGGCUUUAAUUCAAACCAUCGAGAAUCAAGUCGGCCAAUUGGCCAAGAUGUUAUCUGAAAGACCCCAAGGUAGUCUUCCAGAUAACACAGAACCAAACCCGAGAGGGCACGUUAAUGCAGUAAUGAUAAGGAGUGGUAAAACCAUGGGACCUGACAAAUCGGACUCACCACCGAUCACUGAGACGGUCCAAACUGACGCUUCGGACGAGGUGCACGCUAGGCGAGUCCCAGCAAGUACAGCACAGCUCCAGGAGCCAGUAGCAGAUUUCAUUCCUCCGAUUCCAUAUCCGAGCAGAUUGAAGAAACAGAAGGACGAUGAACAACUUGGUAAGUUUCUAGAAAUGUUUAAACAAUUACACAAAAACAUACCAUUUGUUGAGGCGUUGGCUCAAAUGCCUAAAUACGCAAGGUUCUUAAAAGACAACCUCACAAACAAGCAGAAACUCGAAAGCUUGUCUUGUGUGUUGAUAAAUGAAAACUGUUCAGCCCUUCUCCAAAAUCGUCUACCUGAAAAGAUGGGAGAUCCGGGCAGUUUUACUCUUCCCUGCCUCAUUGGCAGCAUGUCUAUCAGUCACGCAUUAGCAGAUUUAGGAGCUAGUAUAAAUCUUAUGCCUUAUAAGGUUUUCGCUAAAUUAGAUCUGGGUGAACCUUCACCCACUAGAAUGAGCAUUCGACUUGCAGAUCGUUCAAUUAAGUAUCUGCGUGGAUUCGUUGAAAACAUGCUUGUUAAAAUCGAUAAAUUUGUUUUUCCCGUGGAUUUUGUUAUUCUUGACAUGGACAAAGACUCAAAAGUGCCAUUAAUACUUGGACGCCCGUUCCUCAAUACUACGAGGACAAUUGUUGAUGUGGUAGCUGGCCAAAUCACACUCCGAGUAAAUGACGAGCAUGUGACUUUUGAUAUUAAAAGAUCAAUGCAACAUCCGCAGAGUCACGAUGACAUGCUUUACUAUGUCAACAUUGUCGAUACUUGUGUAAGCUCUCAUUUCCAAGGCACGAUUGAAGAAAUUGAUACGGACACACAUCUGUUGUGUGGAAACCAAAAUGGCAUUUCGCAGGAAGGCCGCGAAGUUGAGCAGCCAGUUUUCCAAAUCGAUGAAGAUGGUUCCCAAAGUCCAGAUCAAUUUGUGGAGAUUGACCGUGAAGUUGAAGAAAAGUCAAAACUGUCGGUAGAAGACCCACCGUCUUUGGAGUUAAAAGAACUCCCAUCGCAUCUCGAGUAUGCAUUUCUAGACGAGGAGUGUCACUUGCCAGUCAUCAUUUCAGCAUCUUUAGCAAAAAAGGAGAAGAGACAACUUCUCGAAGUUCUAAAGCUCCAUAAGAAAGCCAUGGCGUGGAAGAUUAUGGAUAUCAAAGGCAUUAAUCCUUCUUUUUGUACUCAUAAGAUUCUAAUGGAAGAGGAUUACAAGCCUAGUGCACAACAUCAAAGGCGUUUGAAUCCAAAUAUGCAAGACGUGGUGAAGAAAGAAGUAAUCAAGUUGUUAGAUGCAGGGCUAAUUUAUCCUAUAUAUGAUUCUGUUUGGGUAAGUCCAGUGCAAGUAGUACCCAAGAAAGGUGGUAUUACUGUAGUUCCAAAUGAUAGGAAUGAACUUAUUCCUACCCUUACCGUCACCGGAUGGCGAGUUUACAUCGAUUACUGCAAACUCAACGAUGCCACCCGUAAGGACCACUUCCCGCUUCCAUUCAUCGACCAGGUGUUGGAAUGA
Messenger RNA from Helianthus annuus (common sunflower), 1812 nucleotides. RefSeq lists its product as uncharacterized. Lineage: Eukaryota; Viridiplantae; Streptophyta; Magnoliopsida; Asterales; Asteraceae. The transcript has a single exon. The coding region runs from base 1 to 1812 and encodes 603 amino acids. The record is from RefSeq and is a predicted model, not a curated record.